CAUUCCCUCCUGACACAUCAAGCCGUCUCGGUCACACCCUUCCCGGCUACUUCCCCCAACCUUUCUUACCCUGCCCGCCAUGUUCUGGAGUAGGAGGAGAAGAGGAGGAGAUACGUGUAGUCCUGACUGUAGCCGGAUUAGCAUUAGCAGCACGCAGCUAGGCGGAGGCGCAACAAGCUCCUUGAACGCCGAAAUAAGUUCUCUGACGAGAUUUUUCUCCCCACUUGGAAUUAGCCUGAUUGUUUUUUUAAUGUUUAUAUUUCUGGAAUAGCGCCAUAUCCUGACAUAGCGUGAAAAACUAUGGUGAUGGCGUGGUCUUGUGUACUGCCUGCACUGCGUGUGUGGAGAUGGUUUUAACAGAUGCUCUUCUGGAGGACUCAGGAACACUGCGCUGGCCUGAAGAAACCUCUUAAGCAUACGUGACACUUUACACAAAAGGAUAAACGUCUAUUGAGGACACACAGACACGUGGACUUUACAAACUUCUCCUUCAUUCCCAACACUACCAGAGCCCAAGCUCCUCUCCGUUUUCGUUUUGUUUUUAUAUUAAUUCUUCCUCUUUGUCGCAACCUCACCGCCACCAUGCCAAGCACCAUCCGCCGGCAGAUGAAAAACAUGGUCAACAAUUACUCUGACGCCGAGAAGAAGGUCAGAGAGGCCACGUCCAACGACCCGUGGGGCCCCUCGUCCUCGCUCAUGUCCGAGGUGGCUGACCUCACCUACAACGUGGUGGCCUUCAGCGAGAUCAUGAACAUGAUCUGGAAGCGGCUGAACGACCACGGGAAGAACUGGCGCCACGUCUACAAAGCGCUCACGCUGCUCGACUACCUGAUAAAGACGGGCUCGGAGAGGGUGGCGCUGCAGUGCAAGGAGAACAUUUUCGCCAUCCAGACCCUCAAGGACUUCCAGUACAUCGACAAAGACGGCAAAGACCAGGGCAUCAACGUCAGAGAGAAGAGCAAGCAGCUGGUGGUGCUGCUGAAGGACGAGGAGCGCCUUAAAGGAGAGAGGUCUCAGGCUUUGAAGACUAAGGAGCGCAUGGCCCAGGUGUCCACAGGGAGCACUCAGAUGGGCUUCGGCCGAGGCUCGUCCCAGCCCAACCUCUCCACAUCCUACAGCGAAGAGUACGGCAGGUCGGAGGGCUCCCCCGCCUCCUACCACGGCUCCACAUCUCCCAAUGCGGGCUCAGAGCUGGAGCAGGCCAGACCUCAGACCAGUGGAGAAGAGGAGCUCCAGCUGCAGCUCGCCUUGGCCAUGAGCAGAGAAGCAGCCGAGCAGGAGGAGCGCCUACGCAGAGGUGACGACCUGAGACUACAGAUGGCCUUGGAGGAGAGUAAGAAAGAAGAUCCAGGCUCAGCAAAGCUCCCCAAGAAGAAGAAGGAGCCACAGUCAUCUUUGAUGGAUCUAAUGAAUGUCCCUGAGCCAGGUCCCAAGUCUGACCCCUGGGGGAUGGGGGGCGGGGCCGGAGCCAGAGCUGCAGCUGCAUCAGGAGACCCGUGGCAGCCUUAUGGCUCUGCUCCUCGGCCGUCGGUGCCACCCGACCCCUGGGCUGCUCCUGCAACUCUGCCUGCCAUGAAGGCCAGCGACCCCUGGGCAGACUCCGCUCCGGCGUCCGACCCCUGGGGGUCUGGAGCAGGCCGCCCUAAAACCUCCAACACAGGUAACUUUGACCUGUUCAGUACAUCCAAUGGUACAUCCAAGGAAGACUUCUCAGAGUUUGACAGCCUGCGCUCUUCCUCCUCUGUCCCCACUGCCGACGCGGGCAUAACGUCCUCUCUCCCCUCCCAAGUCAGUCUGGCCAGUAGCGGCAGCCUGGACCUCUUCGACCCGCUGCCCACUUCCGCUUCGAUCUCCACAAACCCGACCAGAAAGACUCCGGAGUCCUUCCUGGGACCCAAUGCGGCGCUGGUCAAUCUGGACUCUCUGGUGACCAAACCGGCUCAGCCCGCGCCCGUCGUUAACCCGUUCUUGGCUGCUACAGGCGGCUCGGCUCCUGCUCCAGUUGCCAACCCGUUCCAAAUGACCCAGCCGGUUCCCCCCACCCUCAACCAGAUGCGGGUCAGCCCGAUGCCCUCCGGCUUCGGCAGCAUGGCCGAGCCCAUGCCGCUGGCCUCCGUGCCCGCUCAGCCCGUCACCAUGGUCCCCCUGGCAGGGAUGGCCCCCAUGGGCCACGGGAUGCCCGGCACGGGCGGCGGCGUGGGCGCCGGGAUCCCGCCCUCCAUGUCGAUGCCUCAGCCGUUGAUGAGCAUGCCCCCCCAGGCCGGGUCGCAACCCGCCGGAACCACCAACCCCUUCCUCUUGUGAAAGGAGGACCCGCUUUCUCCUUCAAUUGCUCCUCGACACUAACAAGGAGAUAUUUUAUCCCGUGUAUCCAUCUAUAAGCCACUCCCAGCCAGGUGCCCGACUAAAAUACUUCCUGACUCUGUUUCUGCUCCUGUCCUGCUCAGCUACAAGCUGCCUCGUCUCGUGAGUUCCAGGCUGAUCCUAACAUGAUGCUGGCGACCACACAGAUCUUUUGCACCCGUCUACGGACUUCAGAGUUUCCACCAGGGUGGGACUGGACCCAGUUUCUCCUUCCGUUCUUCCUCUUGUCCACCCUUUCGGAAUGCUCUUUUCCUCUUCUUUUUCGUGAUGGGGUGACCGGAGAGUCAGCCUGUACUAAUUCCAGCAUCUUAUCUUUUCUCUAGAACUAAUCUUUUAUAAGCCCUAUCCGCUCUAGCGUGUCUGUGUGUAUGCGUGUGUGAGCGAGUGCACGUCUCAGUGCUUUUACACUGUGUAUAUCCCAGUGAGUUUUCCUCCAACACACUGGAUUAAGGAUGAGAGAUGUGUUUAUACUCCCUGCGUGUAUGUUGUGUGUGUUACAAAGCAGGAAUUUUGCACAAUUUUUGCUUUUUUUUUUUGUUUGUUUUUUUAUUUUUUAUUUUCAGCGACUGUUGGACUCACCGUUACACCUUAGCUCACAGAGUAAGUCUGAUCAAAACAAACAACAAGGCACACCCGUACACUGCCUCGGCUCUUGGUACUAACUCAGUCCGAACCCUUCAUCUUCACUUCGGAUCUUCUUCUUUUUUUUUUCCUGACCUGAACUUUGA
This is a messenger RNA of Poecilia latipinna (sailfin molly), 3092 nucleotides long. RefSeq names its product epsin 2 (gene epn2). NCBI's taxonomy places the organism in Eukaryota, Metazoa, Chordata, Actinopteri, Cyprinodontiformes, Poeciliidae. Gene Ontology annotation, cellular component: clathrin vesicle coat; endosome; plasma membrane. The coding region runs from base 583 to 2304 and encodes 573 amino acids. Gene Ontology annotation, biological process: endocytosis. The transcript has 10 exons. Gene Ontology annotation, molecular function: clathrin binding; phospholipid binding. The record is from RefSeq and is a predicted model, not a curated record.